CACACACAGACACAAUAAAGAAGCCGGUCGGUCGCCUGGAGCUUGGCGGCGCAAAAGCUGUUCACUGGAGCUGCCCCUUCACUGGCGGACUUUUACGGAAUCUCCCAGGAAAAAACGUGGGGUUUGUUUUGGCAUGCAGCGGCAUGCGCAGUUUUUUUCUACAAGAACCGGCUUUUAUAUUUGUUUCAGCGUUCUCUCUGGAUUUAUACGCAUCUAUUGAACGCCUUCGUAUAGGAGGAUAAGGUGACCACAAGGGACUAAGCCUGAGCGCGUUGGAGAGUUGGUACUGUUUCCCAAGGCGAGGUUUUUAAAGGAAUAAUAUUGCAAAAGUGGUCGACUGCGUUUUGGAGUGAGCAUGCAGCGGAUGAUGGUGUCGCUCACUCGGGCAGUCCUCCUGCUCCUGUCCGGUCUACUCGCUGCGCCGUGCGAGGUGCGCGGCUUCGGCGAUGAAGUGGAGGAGAUCACCUGCGACCCCAUCCGGAUCAGCAUGUGCCAGGGCUUGGGAUACAACGUCACGAAAAUGCCCAAUCACGUCGGUAACGUGCUCCAGUCUGACGCAGAAUUGCAGCUGAACACUUUCACCCCUCUCAUACAGUACGGCUGCUCCAGCCAGCUCAAGUUCUUCCUGUGCUCGGUCUAUGUGCCAAUGUGCACGGACAAAGUGCCAAUUCCUAUCGGACCAUGUGGCAGCAUGUGUUUAUCUGUCAAGAGAAAAUGCGAGCCAGUGCUUCAGGAGUUUGGUUUCAAGUGGCCCGAUCAGGCGCUCAACUGCAGCCAAUUCCCGCCUCAGAAUGACCACAAUCACAUGUGCAUGGAGGGCCCAGCGGAUGAUGAUCCGCCAUAUUACCGCCAUCCUCCGCACCAGGAGAAGUGCCAGGCCUUGGGAUCUGCGGCCGACCAGUACACCUGGCUGAAGCAGACAGACAGCUGUGCACUCCAGUGUGGCUACGACAGCGGGCUCUACAGGCGUGGGGCCAAAGUGUUCACGGAUGCCUGGAUGGCAGUUUGGGCUGUGUUGUGCUUUCUGUCCACCACUUUAACAGUCCUGACCUUUCUGUUGGAUUCCCAACGAUUCUCCUACCCUGAGAGGCCCAUCAUCUUCCUGUCCAUGUGCUGCAAUUUGUACAGUGUUGCAUACCUGGUCCGGUUGACUCUGGGUCGGGAACGUGUGUCAUGUGACCUGGAUGCCACCGAAGUUCCUAUUCUAGUGCAGGAAGGACUAAAGAGCACCGGCUGUGCCAUCGUCUUCCUCCUGCUCUACUUCUUUGGCAUGGCCUCCUCUCUUUGGUGGGUGAUCCUGACCCUGACGUGGUUCUUGGCUGCGGGAUUAAAAUGGGGCCAUGAGGCUAUUGAAAUGCACAGCUCCUACUUCCACAUAGCGGCUUGGGCCAUCCCAGCUGUUAAAACUAUUGUCAUUCUCAUAAUGAGAUUGGUGGAUGCUGACGAUCUGACUGGGCUAUGCUAUGUAGGCAACCUCCAGCAGGAGGCGCUCACGGGCUUUGUAGUGGCACCGCUAGCAACCUACCUUCUUAUAGGCACCCUAUUCAUCUGUGCUGGCCUCGUCGCACUUUUCAAGAUCCGCUCCAAUUUGCAGAAGGAUGGCGCCAAGACAGACAAGCUUGAGCGUUUAAUGGUGAAGAUCGGAGUUUUUUCCGUGCUUUACACAGUUCCUGCGUCCACUGUGAUUGGCUGUUACCUCUACCAACUUUCUCACUGGGGAGAUUUCAAAGCCACCACGCAAGACUCGUACGUUGCGUCAGAGAUGCUUCGAAUCUUCAUGUCGCUGCUGGUGGGCAUCACCUCGGGCAUGUGGAUCUGGUCAGCCAAGACCCUCCACACGUGGCAACGCUGCUCCACCCGCCUACUCAAGGACAGCAGAGUAGGUCGAGCGGGAAAGCGAGGACCGGGCAAGGGUUGGAUUAAACCGGGGACGGGCAACGAGACAGUGGUGUGAGGAAAAAGAAUGGACAAGACUGAACUUGGUUCUUUAUCUCACAGACACUCACCCUGACAAAAGGAGGAUGUACUACAAACCACUGGAUGUGAAAGGCGGUGAAAAAAGGGUGGACAUGUUCAAAAACUAGUAGCAAUGGUAGCCCCUUGAACUCUCUAAAGACCUUUUCGAACCCGGAGAGAUGGAAGAGAAACAACACAGACAAAGCAGGUAGCAUUGAAGCAUUACCGUGAAAAUUGGAAACAAAAUAAGCUUAGUAGUGCCACGUCUACCUCUGCCUCAAUUUUCUACUCAGCAGCAGGGACUGAACCUGCUGGGUACAAUAACCCCUCUACCUUAAAGGCCUGUGAAGGCCAUUGAUCACUCCAUGUCCAGAUGGUAUCCAGAUACAGCCUGAGGUUUCCCAAAGUGCCUCGUGUGUUUCUCUUUUAAAUGGAAUGGGAAAUGGAAAAGACAUACCAGACCAAGAGUUAGAAUCACGUGUCAAACAGCCGUACGUUCCUAUAAUGUAGUAGCAACGUUUUUUUGCUGACACUAUUUGAUCAAUGCAGAUGUUUGUAAAUUGGGGGGGCGGCAGCGGCUUCAACCUGUAAGAAUGCACUAUGAUGAAGAACAUGAAGUGAUUGUGCCUGCCACAAGUGCAUUAAUUUGAACAGCAGACUGGUGCAUGAAAAGUCAAAAGCACAGAAAUCCACUUGUUACUUGGAUGCUGCAAUAAUGACUCCAUCGAGCAUCAAUUAUUUGAAGACUUCAGUAAAUCAGGGAAAACUACUGUAUGUAAACAGAAUAACCAGUUGUCAUUGUUUUCUGGCCUUCUGUCUGAGAACUGUCAAGGAGGGCAACAAUAUCAAAUUAUAUUUUACUAAAUUGCGAAACCUGAAAUCUGAAGUUGCUUAUAGGAGCAAUUCACUUGGGAGAAGCUCGACCUCUUCGUCUAGAAGGCUCUGUUAUGUUUAUAGACCCUACUUUUUUUUCAAUUAUGUGUGCAGUCGCCUGGGAACCGGGGACUGUAUAUGCUCACAGGUUAAUGGGCAGUCCAGGAAAUUAAAGCUGCCCUUUCCAAACAUGAGCCAAAAUUCAAUGUUAUUGGACAAUCACUUGCAAAAGACUCAACAUUCAAUACUAAAUAGCAGUUGCAAAAACAUGCUCUCAUGCAACUAUCUUUUUAAACACAUAGAGAAGGAAUCAAAUCCACUCCCCAUAGAAUAUCUAUGACUGUAUAGUGAUCUCACUUCUGGGGAAAUAUCAGUUCCACUUUGACUUUUCACAGUCAAUGAAAUCAUCCAAGUUCCACAAAGAGAAACAUGUUCAAGUGACGUGUGUCUGGAGUGCAUUGUGGCUGGACAAUCAAACUACUCCCAGAAAUAAUAUCCUUCAAUGUAUUUAAGAAUCGGGAAAUCAUCAAUUCACAAGUAUCUCACUCACCAUGUCUUAGUGCGGCAUUCAUCAAUGUACACGUGUGUUUGCACGACAAUCGAACAAAGCGCUUGCGUUUCAGUGAGUCUUGGAAUGUAUUAUAUUUGUAAUGUGUGUCACAUUUAGUUCUCGUACAAGCCAGAGUCCAACGUUGGGAAUUCAACUGCACAAGGACUUAUGAUACAAGCAUUAAUGCAAUGUGAAAAUCAGAUAGUGCCUUGCUGUAAUACUGUCACAUGUAUUUUGAGGUCAAUCUACAGAGAUAGGCGAGGAUAUCAGUUUACAGACUUGGGUUGUGUCUCAGCCUACCAAGGGAAAUGAGACCUUGUUGUAGAUAUUUCUAAAUAUUGUGGUGAACCUGAGAAGCUUGGAGCAGCCACCAGUGGUCCCCAGCACAGCAUACCUUGGCGCGCUGAUUACAUUUCCAAAGUCAAACAAACAUUACGUUGAGCUAAAGUGAAUUAAGCAAAGCGCUGACCACCAUCCGCCUGAACUAAUGAAGUUUGCCUUUUCUAAUAACUUUGGCGGCCACCUCCUGUAUGACCGCACUAUGUCUCCCAUGUUUGAAACAGUUAGACAAUAGUUAAGUUACUUUGAAACAGGCCACGUUUUUUGAGAAAACAAAAUCCCCAGAUAGAAAUCAAUGUUGGGUUUAGUUCACCAUUGCUGGUUUUAGCCUUAAUAAUCUGGAGAGAAGAUCAGUGUAUUAUAGGAAAAUGAUAAUUUAUCCUUGUACAAAGUGACAGAAUUUUAAAAAGUUGUUUGUUAUUUAAAUGACAUUUUUGUAUAAGAUGAAUAAAAAGCUUUGGUUACUGAAA
Syngnathus acus (greater pipefish) is the source of this 4188-nucleotide messenger RNA. It is a transcript of the gene fzd4, whose product is annotated as frizzled class receptor 4. Gene Ontology annotation, cellular component: plasma membrane. Lineage: Eukaryota; Metazoa; Chordata; Actinopteri; Syngnathiformes; Syngnathidae. Gene Ontology annotation, molecular function: Wnt-protein binding; Wnt receptor activity. The transcript has 6 exons. Bases 356 to 1954 code for a protein of 532 amino acids. Gene Ontology annotation, biological process: retina vasculature morphogenesis in camera-type eye; non-canonical Wnt signaling pathway; canonical Wnt signaling pathway. The record is from RefSeq and is a predicted model, not a curated record.